CAGGAUUUCAGCUUGAGUAUGUACUUCCGGCAAGCAUGGAGGGAUCCGCGUUUGUCUUACAACCACGACGAAGCCAACAACAACAAGAUCAGAUUGAUGGACGAGAGCUGGAACUAUUUUUGGGUUCCGGAUACUUACUUCCGGAACGAGAAAUCCGCCUCCUUCCAUAAGGUGACGGUCAACAACAGGCUCAUCAACGUCAAUUCUAGUGGUCAUGUCUGGUACGUCAUGAGGUUGACCAUCACCUUGACCUGUCCAAUGAGGUUGGAGAUGUUCCCCUUCGACUUUCAAAAAUGCCCCAUUCAAUUUGAAAGUUUCACCAACACCAUGAAUGACAUGUUCUUUGGCUUCCUUCCGAAGCCCGUCGACCUACCAGACGAGAUCAAGCCACCACAAUUUCAGUUACUCUACUAUGAGUUGGUCGACUGCUCGAGUAAUUAUACUUCAGGAGCUUAUCCAUGUGCCGAGAUAAGCUUCACAUUGCAGAGAGACAUCGGGUACUACGUGAUCCAGGUUUUUAUCCCAAGCGUCUUGGUAGUUAUCCUUUCCUGGGUUUCCUUCUGGAUCAACAUUGACGGAGUUCCAGCUAGGUUAUGUACGCUGGGCCUUCUGACAGUCUUGACAAUCACUUCGGCAACGAGCAGCGUUAACGCUACUCUUCCUAGGGUCUCCUACAUAAAAGCAAUCGACGUCUGGCUGAUAAUGUGUCUGAUUUUCGUCUUCUGCGCCCUUCUCGAGUACGCGUUCGUUAACGUGGCUGCCAGAAACGGAGUCAGAAUUCGUACCCCUAUCGUUAGGAAGGCCCCCCUCGAGGUCAGCCCUCAGCCCACCGCUGAAAAUCUUCCUCCGAAGACGUUACCGAAACCUCAGAUGCAAACUUCCGCGUCGUCGUAUUCCUACAAGCAAGUUUGCAUUGAUAGUGACGAAGGAACUGAUCAGGUUGGACGGGGAUGUUGUUGA
Molecule: messenger RNA, 960 nt
Organism: Helobdella robusta
Lineage: Eukaryota; Metazoa; Annelida; Clitellata; Rhynchobdellida; Glossiphoniidae
Exons: 7
Biological process (GO): nervous system process; chloride transmembrane transport; signal transduction
Cellular component (GO): synapse; membrane; neuron projection
Molecular function (GO): transmembrane signaling receptor activity; neurotransmitter receptor activity; extracellular ligand-gated monoatomic ion channel activity
Source: RefSeq, a predicted model, not a curated record